Perkinsus marinus ATCC 50983 is the source of this 624-nucleotide messenger RNA. RefSeq names its product ATP-dependent RNA helicase, putative. The transcript has 7 exons. Gene Ontology annotation, molecular function: RNA binding. The record is from RefSeq and is a predicted model, not a curated record. The coding region runs from base 1 to 624 and encodes 207 amino acids. Gene Ontology annotation, cellular component: catalytic step 2 spliceosome; intracellular anatomical structure. Lineage: Eukaryota; Perkinsozoa; Perkinsida; Perkinsidae.
AUGGAGGCUCAGAACGCUCCUGAGAUCCUCCGAACCAACUUAGGAGGAGUGGUAUUGAUGAUGAAAUCGAUAGGAAUCGACGAUCUGCUCAACUUUGACUUUAUGGAUCCCCCUCCACCACAAACUCUGGCCAAAGCUCUGGAGCAGCUCUAUGCCUUGCAAGCCUUAAGCUCAACAGGGCAACUCACGAAGUUGGGCCGUAGGAUGGCCACCUUGCCGAUGGACCCAUGCAUGUCCAAGGCUAUAUUGGCGGCUGAUAAGCUCAAGUGUGUUGAUGAGGUGAUAGUUAUCACGGCGAUGUUGUCAGUGGGCAACACGGUAUUCUUCUGUCCUAAGGAUAAGAAGCUUCAUGCGGAGCAAGCUCGGAAGUCCUUCCAGAGCCCUGCUGGAGAUCAUUUUACUCUGUUGAAGGUGUAUCGAGAUUGGGAAGGAACUAACCACAGUCAGCACUGGUGCAAUGAGAACUUCGUCCAGUAUCGGUCUAUGACCAGAGCUCGAGAUAUCAAGGAGCAAAUAGAACACUUGACGGAGUUGGUCGAAGUGGAUAGGAGUUCCGAUCCUCACAACAUCAAUGCCAUACGGCAGAGUAUAGCAGCUGGAUACUUCUUUACGCGGCACGACUGA